GAGGCGGAUCUGUUCUACGUGCACGAGGGAUCCAUUAACACAUACGCAAUGCACUUCACCGUCCCGGUGCCCGCGGACGUGCACGAGCUGGAGUUCUCCUGGCAGAGCCUCAUCGCCUAUCCGCUGCCCUACGCCAUCAGCAUCGAGUACGCGAAUGACCAGGACGCCCUGGGCACCCCAACACUCAGCAUCCCCCACAAGGGCCUGGUGCCGCAGGAGAUCGAGUCCUUCCUGGUGUACCUGCCAUGCACGGGCAACGCCAGCCUCCAGCUGCCCGUCAACGUCAACAUGGUGGUGCGAGGACCCCCGCGCUUCAACGACACCAGGCUCCACUUCAAGCGCAACAAGAUCUGUGCCAAGGGCAUCUCCCCCGAACCGAACCAAUCGCCAGCCCCCGCCCACGCACCCUCCCAGGGCCCUGCCCUGCUGAGUGCCGCAGCCUGUGCUCUCGGCCUGGUCCUGGCCGUGGGCCUCGUGGCCAGCAUGAUGUAUUUGCGGGCUCGCAAGCAGCUUCGCCAGGACUCGCUGCAUACAAGCUUCACCACCGCGGCCUAUGGCAGCCACCAGAACGUGUUCAUCCGCCUCGACCCGCUCGGACGGCCACCGAGUGCCACUGGCUCCUACGCGACCAUCGCCAGCCUCAACAAAUACCCCGGGGAGACGAAGAAGUCGUGCAGCAUAUUCGACCGUUUCCGCAGCUCCCCCGUUCCGACGCCCUACGCCACCGCCCUGCUCCCGAUGGGGGACCAGACGCAGACCGGAGAAACAAUCUACUCGAAGCCAGAGUCGAUCUGUCCCUCGAGGAUAUCCUACUACGCCUCCUCGCAGCUGACCCAGUUGAUGUGUCCCAAUGAUCCCUCAAAGCUGCUCAGAGAAAUCACAAUACUCGUAUCUAAGGUUUGAU
Molecule: messenger RNA, 904 nt
Organism: Drosophila guanche
Lineage: Eukaryota; Metazoa; Arthropoda; Insecta; Diptera; Drosophilidae
Product: tyrosine-protein kinase Drl-like
Exons: 6
Coding region: 49-903 (284 amino acids)
Source: RefSeq, a predicted model, not a curated record